This is a messenger RNA of Leptinotarsa decemlineata (Colorado potato beetle), 1669 nucleotides long. RefSeq lists its product as uncharacterized. Lineage: Eukaryota; Metazoa; Arthropoda; Insecta; Coleoptera; Chrysomelidae. Gene Ontology annotation, molecular function: ubiquitin conjugating enzyme binding; ubiquitin protein ligase activity. Gene Ontology annotation, biological process: multicellular organism development; proteasome-mediated ubiquitin-dependent protein catabolic process. The record is from RefSeq and is a predicted model, not a curated record. Gene Ontology annotation, cellular component: cytoplasm.
UCGACGUUCAACACGGCCCACCUACUAUACGGCACGGUGGAAGAAUUUCAAAAAAUCUUUUGCACACGAACUACCGAGUUAUUUACGAAAUAAGGAAACUUAUUUUCAUCCGAGUAUCUGGAGUUGAACAAUCGAGUUACGCCCGAAUUUGUUUUUAGUAUCGAAAAAUGUGCGUGGAAUUCGUUUGGUUGCCUGUUACAGUGUGACAGUGAUUUGUGUAGCCUUGUGAAGGUAUUUUGAUUUACUACAGUGGGUGAUUCAGUGUAUUCCGAGACCUGGGCUCGUGGGAUCAAUUAUCCAAUUGAAACUUUUGAAGAAAUUACCUGCUAAUUUACUGGGAAGACGAGAACGAGUAGAAAAUAAGGCCCCCAGAAAUGGUGAGACCGCGACAUCCUGAUGUCUCGACGAGCACCUCCAUCACAAAGACGCAUUCCCCCAUCUAUUGACAACAACCCUUAUCAGAACACAACUACCCCUUUUCCGCAGAACAGCUACGGACAACCAUACCAUCAACACCACCAUCGUAAUUCAGAUUAUCAAAAACAAUGUCGCGACAGUUUACGUAAAGGCCCCCUGAAUCCUGCUACUCCCAUCGAUGUCGGUUUCAGUGAUUUCUCCGCAGAGACUACAAGUUACGAUUAUUAUUACCAGGAAAAUGGCUUUCAACAUGGUCCCUUACGAGAAUCCCGAAACACCGACGUCACGUUUUCCGAUGACAGCGGUUCAACGAGGUUACCGUAUUUUGAGUUUGACGAUGAAUCCGACAAAAGGUAUUCCAGAAAUACUUUUUCUGAACGAGGUUCAAAGAGGCCAAAAACAUCACCAGACAAUAAAAGAACAAACCAAAUUGUACAUAGUAAAGACUUAAGAAAAGUUUAUCCCAACCAAGAUAACCAGUGGGAUCGACUGUAUCAAGAGAUACAAACACCAUGUGAUAAUGUACCUGUACCCAAUGUACCCAAAAGAAUACCAACUAGAAUGUCUGACAGACCCCACAGUUCUCUUAGUUCAGGUGUUACAAGUGCCAUCGCCAUUGUUCAUGGCUGUGGCGGCAAAUGUCAAACAUUCGAAAAUGUUUGUUACUUUUUCUUGCAGUUGAUAUUCACAAUGGGAAUUCUUAUUGGAGUUUCGUUGUGCAUAGCAGGUAUAGUAUUAAGAAAAUCAGCAGCACGUAACCUGCAAGUCCUCGUGUAUAUAGGAGUUCUACUCGCACUCGUCAGCAGCCUACUCUUGGGGAUUCAGUGUAAUGCAAGAAUCACAGCUCGAAAGAGGAGAAAAGCCAUACAAAUGGCAAAACGAGCACCAAUUCCACUGGAAAAUUUACAUUUAAGAGCUAAUCCACUUCAUCAUCAGCCACUGAUGACUAGGAAUAGUAUCAAAAGCCAAAGAGUAAUGCACUUGCCACAAGUUCAUUCAAACCUUACACGUCCACUACCUAGCAGACCAACGGAUCGUGAUUCUCCUUCGAUGAUAGAAGAACCAGGAAUUCCUUGGUGGAGAAGAAAAGAUCUCAAUACCCACUGAAGAGUUUUUCUAAAUGAAAUCGUUGUAUUAUAAUAAUAUGUAGAUAGUGAGACGAAAGUGUGAAAAUUGUUAGAAAUAUUGACUGAACUGUAACAAGGAAAAAAAAUAAUAUUUUAUAUUUGCAAUACAAUUUUCAAAUAAUUGA